Mesorhabditis spiculigera is the source of this 1182-nucleotide messenger RNA. The record is from the annotation of a GenBank genome assembly. NCBI's taxonomy places the organism in Eukaryota, Metazoa, Nematoda, Chromadorea, Rhabditida, Rhabditidae.
AUGACAUUCUUUAUUUAUAUCACCUCGUUGAUCUACCUUUUCUGGAUGCCAAGUCAUGUCGAGAUAAAUUCGGUGGCCCAAUUGCUGAUGAUAUUCCGAGCUAUGCGUCCGUUACGGAUCUACACAUUGGUGCCACAUAUCCGGAGGGUUGUUGUCGAGUUGUGCAAAAGGAUUCCGAGAGAUUUUGCUUGUAACGAUUUUGUUAAUCGUACUUAUGUUCAUCUUCGCGAGCUUUGGGGUACAAAUUGUUGGAAAACUGCACUGGUCUCUUUGAACAAAAGAUUUUUGUCACAAGAAUGGAAGUGUAUGGUAAAAAUGAUGAUCACUUGCAUCCAAAGAUCUUGGUGCCGCGUGUCUGGACGAACCCACGAAACUUCAACUUUGACCAUAUUGGAAAUGCUAUGUUGGCCCUUUUUGAGACGCUAUCGUAUAAGGGAUGGAACGUCAUUCGUGAUAUUUUAUAUUUACGACAAGGAGCGUGGGCGGUCCUUUUUCAUCCAUAUCUAUGUCUUCAUCGGAUGUAUGAUUGGGUUGACGCUUUUUGUCGGUGUAGUUAUCGCAAAUUACACCGAGAAUCGGGGAACCGCUCUGCUUACCGUCGAUCAAAGAAGAUGGCAUGACUUGAAAGCUCGUUUGAAAAUGGCCCAACCUCUGCAUGUUCCACCAAAACCUGCCGAAAGUGCGAGGUUACGUAUCUAUCUUUACGAAUUGACGCUGAGUCGACCGUUCAAGCAGGCCUUUGCAUUGCUGGUAGUGAUCAAUUCAUUUACUCUGGUGGUACCUUGGAAUGUGGAAGAGGAAAAGCAGAGGAGCUCCGUUCUUUUCGUUUUGACAAUCUAUUAUCUUGAAAAAGAUAGCAUUCACACCAAGGGGUUCUGGCAAUCAAGACGGAAUAGAAGCGACUUCUUCAUUACAGUACUCGGACUGGCUUGGAUCAUCCUCCACUUCAUCUUCCAAGUCCCAGCUCAUCUCGCCGGCGGGAAAGAUACAGAAACCGAAUGGCGUAGAUUCUCCUACACUUUUGGCUACAUCGUCGUCAUCCUGCGAUUUUUCACCAUAGCUGGUCGUAAAUCAACCCUCAAAAUGUUGAUGCAGACUGUAUUGAUGUCUAUGGUUCGAUCAAUGUUCAUUAUUGCGGCCAUGUUUCUGCUAGUGUUGUUUUAUGCCUAUACGGCAAACAUG